UCUUUUUUUUUUCUUUUUACUGCGGAAAAUUGCUCAUCUGUCACAACUGCGAUUGAAGUAGGUAACUAGUACAGAACAGAAGCUCCCUGAGUCAGUCAUCAUGGUUAAGCUCCUGGGUACAGAUUUGCCUAUUGUGAUUAUUGGAUGUGGUAUAUCGGGUAUAGGAGCUGCCCAAAAACUCACCAAGUACGGUUUUAAAAACAUUAAAAUAAUCGAAGCUACCGGAAGAAGUGGUGGAAGGAUUAAAACAACUACAUUCGGAAAUGUGAUAGUGGAGAUCGGAGCCAAUUGGAUCCAUGGUCCAUCAAAAGCAAACCCUGUGUUUCAGCUGGCCUGUGAGCAUGGGCUGCUGGACGCCCAAGCCAUGUCAGAGGAAAACCAGGCGCUUCAUGUAGGGGGUCACCCCUCUUUCCAAUCUUCUUUUUACUCGAGUUCUGGGAAGAAACUCACACCAGAAUUAACAAAGCCUGUGAGUCAACUUUUCUUAACUCUUUUGGAAAAAAGUCAAGUGUUUUUCCAAACUGAAAAGGAGCCUUACCCCAGUGUUGGGGAGUUUCUAAGGAAGGAAAUUGUGAAGCAUGCUGUGGAAUGGAAAGACGAUGCGGAAACCAAAAAACUGAAACUGGCCUUGCUGACCAUGAUGCUGAAAUUGGAGUGCUGUGUCAAUGGAACUCAUAGUAUGGAUCUAGUAGGACUUGGAGCUUUUGGGGGUUACAAAACACUGCCUGGCUUGGAUUGCACUUUUCCUGGGGGCUAUGAAGGUCUUAUAGAUGCCAUGAUGAAAGGACUACCAGAAGGCAUUGUGUCAUACAACAACCCAGUUAAAUGUGUCCACUGGAACGGGUCAUUCAGAGGUGCAAACUCUCCGGAACAGACAUUCCCUGUGAUGGUGGAAUGUGAAAAUGGAGAAACUGUCCCUGCAAACCAUGUCAUUGUCACUGUCCCAUUAGGUUAUCUCAAAGAGCACUAUGAGACAUUUAUAAAUCCUCCUCUACCUCUCAGUAAAGUGCACUCUAUUCAAAGGAUGGGCUUUGGGACAAAUAAUAAAAUAUUUCUGGAGUUUGAGGAGCCCUUCUGGGAGCCCAGCUGUGAGGUGAUUAAUCUGAUUUGGGAGGAUGAGACUUCCCUAGCUGAUGUGAAUCCUGAUGUUAAGCAGUUCUGGAUGAAGAAACUCUUUGGUUUCACAGUCCUGCACCCACCUGAAAGAUAUGGUCAUGUUCUCUGUGGCUGGAUUGCAGGCCAUGAAUCAGAGUACAUGGAGACCCUUUCUGAUACAGAAGUUAAAAACUCCUUGACUCAGAUCAUUCGCAAAUGUACAGGAAAUCCAUCAGUUACUGUAAAGAGGAUUCUUCAGUCGAAAUGGCACAGCGACCCAUACACUAAAGGUUCUUACAGCUAUGUGGCAGUCGGGUGCUCAGGAAGUGACAUAGAAAACAUUGCACGGCCGCUCCCAUUGCACGAAACAGAUACAAAGCCUUUACAGGUUCUGUUUGCUGGAGAAGCCACACAUCGAUCAUUUUAUUCAACUACCCAUGGUGCCUUGCUGUCUGGCUGGAGAGAAGCGGACAGACUGAUCUCUCAUUACACUCAAUCUCCUCUAAUAUCUCAAAGCUUCACUUCAAAGCUGUGAACACCUAUACUUUCCAUAUCCAAUGAAUUACUGGCAGAGAGAGAAUGAAGAAUGAGACAUGCAGGAUGCUUUCCAGUGCCUUAAGCCUGAAAAUAAUAAUAAUAAUGAUAAUAAUAAUUAGUAUUGUUAUUUUAAUUUUUGUAUUCUGCCACAAAUCUUAAGGGCAUUGUCAAAUAAAUAAAUCACAAGCAACUCAAAAGUAUGCUUUAUAAUCCAAAUUGGUUUGAAGAAUUUGAUUUAAAGAUAUCAUUUUAUUAAACAUAUACCAGUAAAUGUGAUUUUUAUUAAAUACAAUAAACACACACAAAAAAACUGAAACAUCUCUAUUAGCAUCACACGUUUAAAUAUGCUUUCAUACAUUGUUCUUGUAACAGGCUGCACUGCUUUUUUUAUCCUUGGUAAUUCACAAAUGCUAUACAAUAAUAAAGAAAAACACCAUCUAUAA
Polyodon spathula (Mississippi paddlefish) is the source of this 2075-nucleotide messenger RNA. RefSeq names its product peroxisomal N(1)-acetyl-spermine/spermidine oxidase-like. Gene Ontology annotation, molecular function: polyamine oxidase activity. Bases 101 to 1630 code for a protein of 509 amino acids. The record is from RefSeq and is a predicted model, not a curated record. NCBI's taxonomy places the organism in Eukaryota, Metazoa, Chordata, Actinopteri, Acipenseriformes, Polyodontidae. The transcript is spliced from 7 exons.